CCUUCCUGUUCGAGCUUCCCACAGUAGGCUAUCCCUCUGCUCUGAAUAGAACUCCCUGCCAAGAGCCCAAGCUAUCAAAUUACUCAUUAGCUUCUAGCCAUGGAAGCCACCGGAUCCCACCGACCUCAUCUCGCCGUCCUCCCAACUCCCGGAAUGGGUCAUCUCUUCCCCCUCGCAGAACUGGCCAAACUCCUCGUCCAACGCUAUAACUUCAGUGUAACUUUCAUCACCUUCGCCGCCUCUGACAACAAAGCCACUCAAAACUUCCUCAACACCCUGCCCUCCAGCAUCACCUCCAUCUCCCUCCCCUCCGUUCCCCUCGACGACCUUCCUCCCGACGCCAGAAUAGAAACCCGAAUGUCCAUCGUCUCCAUCCGCUCACUCCCCGCCCUCCGCUCCAUCUUGGUCGAACUCCAACGUUCCACCAAUCUCGUCGCCUUCCUUGCCGACUUCUUCGCCACAGAUGGCUUCGAAAUAGCCCGCGAUCUGGGUAUCCUGUACUACAUGUUCAUCCCCACCAACCUCCAGUUCCUCACACUCAUGCUCGAGCUCCCUGCUCUCAACGCCGCCGUCAACUGCCCUUAUCAGGAUCUCAAAGAACCAAUAAAACUUCCAGGCUGCAUUCCGAUUCCAGGACCAGAGAUCCUCACUCCUUUAAGAGAUCGUUCAAACGACGCCUACAAAUGGAUGCUUCACCAUUCCGCGCUCUAUCGGCAUGCUCAAGGGAUUUUAGUGAAUAGCUUCUCUGCGAUUGAGGCUUUCUUGGGUGAGAGGGGGGGGGAGCGGCCGCCGGUUUACCCG
Molecule: messenger RNA, 801 nt
Organism: Phalaenopsis equestris
Lineage: Eukaryota; Viridiplantae; Streptophyta; Magnoliopsida; Asparagales; Orchidaceae
Product: hydroquinone glucosyltransferase-like
Exons: 1
Source: RefSeq, a predicted model, not a curated record